AUGACAGAAAUACAAUUCAUUAUAGAAAAUAGCAAGAAUUUGGUUACGUUAACUGAUAUAGAAAAUGAACUCAGGUUCAAAAUUUCAUCAAUUGAUGAAGCUGUCGAAAAUAUUCCUUCUGUAAAUCCUGAAAAGGUUUUACACUUGCAUAGUGAUAUCACGAUAAUUGACUCCAUUUUUUCUGGAACUGGAAGAAAUGAACAUAAAGACGUAUAUCGGAAGAUUAUUGAACCUUUGUUUCAAUUGCUAGGGAUCGAGCAUAGGUAUUUUGCUACCCAGAAUAAGGAUUCUAUUAAGAAAUUUGCCCAGUCUUUAGAUAGCAAUACGGAAAAGACAAUAAUCUUUCUUAGUGGAGAUACGUCUAUUUCGGAGUUUGUAAACGAUUUACCAGAGAUCGAACAGGAAACUGCUGUGAAUGUAGUUGUUAUACCCUGCGGGACAGGUAAUAGUCUAUCGCUUUCUCUAGGAAUUGAUAAUACAAUCCAUGCUGUGGCAAAUAUCUUAUUGGGUACUAAAAUACCUUUCAAUUUAUACCAGGCUACUUUCCCUAAAGAUUCUUACUUUGUGUUUCAAGAUAAGAAAGCAAUAAUUAAAGAACCUCUAGUUUUUACGACGGUUUUGUCAUGGGCUUUCCAUGCUUCCAUCGUUGCUGAUAGUGAUACUAAAGAGUUAAGAAAAUUCGGAUUAGAAAGAUUUAAAAUGGCUGCUAUGAAAAAUUUAGAGCAAGAGCAAAAAUAUGUAGGAACCAUAAUGAUUAAUGACAAACCCGUGAAUGGUCCAUUUGCUUAUUGGCUAGUUACGCCUGUUACUCGAUUUGAACCAACAUUCGAAAUCCUGCCGCAUGGAGAUAUUGGAGAUGACUCGUUAUACAUGGUUGCAGUAAAUUCCAAGUAUGGCACAGAAUUGUUGGAUAUUAUGAAAGAGGUUUAUGAUAAUGGCAGGCAUAUUGGGGAUGAAAAAGUGACAUACAUGCAGAUUACGAAAAACCAAGAAAUAAAAGUAAAACUCGGAGCGGAUUCGAAAAACAGAUUUUGUAUGGAUGGUAGUAUCGUUAUAUUACCUAAAUUGGAGUGUGAAAUAGCAAUCCAUAGUGUUGGAAAUUUGCAAAAAAAUUGGAGAAUAUUCGUGCUCCAAUAG
Debaryomyces hansenii CBS767 is the source of this 1137-nucleotide messenger RNA. RefSeq lists its product as uncharacterized. The record is from RefSeq and is a predicted model, not a curated record. Gene Ontology annotation, cellular component: cytoplasm; membrane; intracellular membrane-bounded organelle. The transcript has a single exon. Gene Ontology annotation, biological process: sphingosine biosynthetic process. The coding region runs from base 1 to 1137 and encodes 378 amino acids. NCBI's taxonomy places the organism in Eukaryota, Fungi, Ascomycota, Pichiomycetes, Serinales, Debaryomycetaceae.